This is a messenger RNA of Cyclospora cayetanensis, 2124 nucleotides long. RefSeq lists its product as uncharacterized. The coding region runs from base 1 to 2124 and encodes 707 amino acids. The transcript is spliced from 4 exons. Lineage: Eukaryota; Apicomplexa; Conoidasida; Eucoccidiorida; Eimeriidae. The record is from RefSeq and is a predicted model, not a curated record.
AUGCAGCAUGCGUGGACAAAGACUGGGCCAGGGGAAGGUUAUCGUGCGGUUGCUGCGGUAACGCCUCCGCACGCGGCAGCACAUGAGCCAGCUCUUGCAGCACCUGCUACUUUGGUGGAGUUAUGCAAGCCAGAGCAGUUUAAACAAGGAACUAUGAAAGGGACUCCCGGGCAGAGCCACCACUCCAAAAGCAAACAGGAGGACCCAUCGAGACUGACAGUGGCGAUAGCAUCCGCGCGGUUCCUCGUCGCCCUUCUGAGGGUGCUAUCUCAACCAGUUCCAACACAGUUAUUCAGGAAAGCACCGGCGCUAGAAGGGGCAGGGAAAACAGCGGCAGCACAAGCUGCAGGACUGGCUGCAAAAGUAUUGGCGGCGAGCAGUGCCAGUAGUAGCAGCGCAGGUUGCGGUGCAAAGAAACCGCAAGUCCCUCCAUUAUCAGCUCCGGAUAUUGCUUUGCUACUACGCGACUAUGCGUCUUUUGUACAGCGGACGGAACGACAGUUGCAGCGGCUGCAGAGGCAGGUGCAGCAGGAGGAGCUUGAUGCUACAGAAUACCAGCAUGAACAACAACAGAGGCAGCAACGGAUGACCGGAGAGAGGUCGUGGAAGCCCUCGGGCGCUUUCGAUAAGACUGGCCUCAUGCUGCAGCAGCAGAAGCUGCGGCUGGAGGAAGCUCAGCAGCUAAGGCGAUCUGUUGCCGAAGGAGUUGUGGUUUGUCAGUCGUUGCAUGCGCGCCUUUCCUCCUUGCUGCUGGAAUCGCCUUCCACCGAUGGUACGGCAGUUGGCACUGAUUUACUUUUGGCGAAGCUACGCCGCGAUUUUGCCCAGCAGCAACAACAAUACUCGCGACUUUUGCGGCUUGUUCAGUCAAAUGCUGAGCUGCUACGGGAACCUGCCCGAGCGUUAAAACCUCCCGAGGAAGCAGAAGCAGCUCGAAGUUCCCGAUAUAGAUUAUCUGUUUAUGGAUCACACUUUGAGCACCCACAGAGGCGAAAGAGGACCGCCAGCAUCUUGUGGAGCCCAGAGAGGGGUUCUGAGGAGGAGGCGGAGAAGGAGCUUGAUGGAUGCUUUUCUUCAAGUAGGAACUCAGGAGGCAUCUGGCAACAUGGGUGUGCACAGGGCCUCCCUCCACUCCUUAUUGGGCCCCCCAGUGCCAGGAGUGCCCCAAGACGGUCCCCAGAAAGAGGCCUGUGGGAGGCCGCUGCUUUGGUCGAAGUCCAUGAGGAUUACGAGAAGCAGCAGAUUCUUACUGAGAGGAAAGAGCAGCUGAAACAGCUGCAGCAGGUAGAGCGCUGCGUCACCGCGCUGCGCGAGUUGCAGCUGCACGUAGCAGCCGAUGUGGGGAAGAGCACAGAGCUUUUGCAUGUAGCGGAGGAGCAGACCGGAGCAGCAGCAGAUCAUACUGCAGCAGGAGUUGGAGAGUUGGCUUCCGCAGCGCGCGGCAAAAGCCGCUGGUGGGGGGUGCAGGGAGGAGGUGCUGCUGCGCUAGUGGGGGUGAGCGUUGGUGCCAUUGCGGGUGGACCCGUGGGCGCGGCUGUGGGAGCCGUUGUUGGUGCUGUUGCCGGCAUAUCCUCUGGUGCUGCUUUACGGGGAAGGCAUAGAGAUCGGAUAGACGCGGUUGCUAGAUCAGCGAGGUGCCAGAGGGUGCAGCGUCUCAAACGUUCGUCAGAAGUUACUAGAAUGGGGGUCUCUGCUGGCGGCGUAGCAAGUGCAUUCACAUCCUCAGGGAACGGUUUGCAUGUUCCGGGAAUCCAGCCGAGGACAGCUGUAUGCUCUAGCAGGCCCCUGUAUGACAUCAAGAGGACGACAGAGGGCAGUUCCAUGCUUGAGACGAGUGGCGCAACGGCAGAAGGCCGCCGCCACAUCACGGCAGACUCCGCUAAAAGGAGCACUGCGAGAGGCGCAGACACUGCCCGCCCAACCCACGGGCGUGCGGUCGGGAGCAACGAGAAAGGCGAGGAGCAUCAAGAUGAGUCCAGAGAGGCUUCCCGCCAAGCAAGUAGCAAGAGGAAUUCCGCAAGCAGCCGCAGCAACAGAAGGGGGGACGACGCCCAGCCUGCCUCUUUGAGGGUAUCCAUCGGUAUCCCAGGCCUCCAGCCUGUGAUUCCGUUCCAUCCCAGGUGA